This is a messenger RNA of Pseudophryne corroboree (corroboree frog), 2937 nucleotides long. RefSeq names its product rabphilin 3A (gene RPH3A). Gene Ontology annotation, biological process: regulation of calcium ion-dependent exocytosis; intracellular protein transport; spontaneous neurotransmitter secretion. The transcript is spliced from 20 exons. Bases 474 to 2588 code for a protein of 704 amino acids. Gene Ontology annotation, cellular component: postsynaptic membrane; neuron projection; extrinsic component of synaptic vesicle membrane. The record is from RefSeq and is a predicted model, not a curated record. NCBI's taxonomy places the organism in Eukaryota, Metazoa, Chordata, Amphibia, Anura, Myobatrachidae. Gene Ontology annotation, molecular function: small GTPase binding.
ACACAUUAUAGUUAUUCUGGGUGCAGCUUGCAGGUUCCAGGUCAUUAAUCUAGAAGGCUGAGCACAAGAGAACACAUGCAUGGUGUGUGCAGAGCACUCCCAUGCCGUGUUGUGUGAGAUUCAUUCAUAGCAUAGCCAGGCGUGUUCUGCAGCUAACUGCUUCUGGCAGCCUCCGAGCUGAUGAGGUGUAUUGAUUCUCCCCUGCUCCCAGCCCAGGAGAGUGCGCAUACAUUGCCUGCUCAGCAAGGGAUCCAACAGAAGAAGCAUUUUCUGUCUUUCCCAGAGACCUGUCAGCUGCAGACAACUGGACCGAAAUGUAGUAUAGUACUUAAUCUAUGAUAUCACUUUGUGUUUCACAUUUCACGAAACACAACAGAGAUUGCUGCUAAAAGAGUGCUAGAUAUAAAACCAUUCUCUCUGUUGCUUCAACAAUUUCUUCAGCUGCUUUGCACACCUAAAGGCACUGAAGAACAAUGACCGACACAGUGAUUGGUAACUCUUCUAGCCGCUGGGUUUGUCCCAAUGAUAGACAAAUGGCCCUCCGAUCCAAGCUCGAUGCCGGAUGGUCUGUACAUCCAGCAAAUCAGGGAGAACGGCAAAGAAAACAUGAAGACCUAACCGAUGAAGAAAAAGAAAUUAUCAACAGAGUGAUCGCGAGGGCUACCAAGAUGGAAGAGAUGGAGCAAGAGCGGAUUGGACGUUUGGUCGACAAAUUAGAAGACAUGAGAAAGGCGGUAACUGGGGAUGGAGUUAAUCGCUGCAUUCUCUGUGGGGAACAACUAGGUUUGCCGGGAUCAAAGUGUGUUGUAUGUGAAGACUGCAAAAAGAAUGUUUGCACAAAGUGUGGUGUAGAGACCAACAGUCGCCCCCACUCCAUCUGGCUCUGCAAAAUAUGUAGUGAGCAGCGUGAGGUGUGGAAAAGAUCUGGAGCUUGGUUCUUUAAGGGCUUUCCGAAACAUGAACUUCCAGAACCAAUGCCUGUCAGUGUCAACAAGUCUAAACCGCAGAAGCCUCCAAGUGACCCAACUGCAUCAGACGCUUCAGUAUCAGAGCAAAAACGCUACCCUCGUAGCCAGGGCCGAGGUCAAGCAGAGGUUACGGUUCCGCCUGAUCAAGAUUCAUAUGGAACUGAAUCAACUGCUGUUUCAUCUGGAAGAGGGAAUUGCCCCCCUCCUAAUCGGAAGCAACCUGACUCCCGAAUGGCACAGAGUGGAGGGGAUUAUGCUGGAGCUGACCAAGAAGGAAGAGACUACAGCUACAGCACUGCAGACAAUGAGGCCAACAGAAGUCCUGGAGGUGCUAAACGUGCCAAUGUGGCUCCAAAUGCAAGAUCUACCCUUCCUGCAAACCAAAGCUCCAGCCAACAGUCUGCCCAGCCAGCAGCUCCAGCAAGUGGAAGAUCAGCACCAAGGCCAGCUCCAGCCAGUAGAUUUCCAGAAGGCCACGGUGGUCCUACUUCUGCUUCUCAGGCUGAACAGCCCUACACAGCCACAGUGUCUAGGGAAGAAAAACCCACUGGAUACACAGCACAAGGUGUUAGGGAGGACAGACCUCUUCGCCAAACAUUAUCAUACUCGGCUGCUGUACCUUCAACAGUCACAGCAGCUCCUGCAAGGCAGCCGCAGCCACAAGAAGAUGAAGAGGAGGAAGCCAAUAGCUAUGACUCAGAUGAAUCAACCACAUUGGGAGCUCUGGAAUUCAGUCUGUUAUAUGACCAAGCCAAUAACUCUCUUCAAUGCUCCAUUAUCAAAGCUAAGGGGUUAAAGCCUAUGGACUCAAAUGGUUUAGCUGAUCCAUAUGUGAAGCUGCAUCUGCUACCUGGGGCUAGUAAGGCAAACAAACUGCGCACUAAAACACUCAGAAACACUCGUAAUCCUAUAUGGAAUGAGACCCUCGUGUAUCAUGGAAUCACGGAUGAAGAGCUGCAGAGAAAGACACUUAGAAUCUCAGUUUGUGAUGAGGACAAGUUUGGCCAUAAUGAAUUUAUUGGAGAGACCCGGUUUUCUCUGAAAAAAAUAAAACCAAACCAAAAGAAGAAUCUCAAUGUCUGCUUGGAGAGAGUUAUUCCGAUGAAACGUGCUGGAACAACAGGAUCAGUAAGGGGCAUGGCUCUUUAUGAGGAUGAAACAAAUCGCGGAGGUGAUGUAGAAGACAGAGGGAAGGUUCUCGUGUCACUGAUGUACAGUACUCAGCAAGGAGGGCUGAUUGUUGGCAUUGUACGCUGUGUUCACUUGGCAGCAAUGGAUGCUAAUGGCUACUCCGAUCCAUUUGUUAAACUAUGGCUAAAACCUGAAGGGGGAAAGAAGGCAAAACAGAAGACUCAAAUUAAAAAGAAAACUCUUAAUCCAGAAUUCAAUGAGGAAUUUUUCUUUGAUAUAAAGCACAGCGAUUUGGCAAAGAAACAAUUAGAUGUAUCGGUGUGGGACUAUGAUAUUGGCAAAUCCAAUGAUUAUAUAGGUGGAUGUCAGCUGGGCAUCACUGCCAAAGGAGAGCGCUUGAAACACUGGUAUGAGUGCCUGAAGAACAAAGACAAAAAGAUUGAGCGCUGGCAUGUUCUACAGAAUGAAAACCACGUAGCAAGUGAUUAAAUGGCAGCUGCGGUGUUUUACAAACAUUUACGCUCCGUACCAAGUCACUGUAAACUUUUUAUGUCUUGUCUUCCAAAGCAUUCACACUUUUAGCUAUUAGCGAUAGAAAAGAAAAAAAAUAGAUGCUAUUGUAUCCUUUAUCAGAUAAACUAAAACUGCAUUUGUGUAUGUCCUCCAGACAAACGCUGACAGAAAUGGUAUUUUAAUGAUACACGUGUAUGUCAUUUAGCCUUCCCUUUGCCACUUUCUACCUAUUUUUGCCCAAUGCUUAUGAAACACAUUGUUAUCUUCACUGCUGUUACGCUAUGAAGACUCCUAUAAAUUGUAUUUAUUUUCUUUGAAACCUUUA